Achroia grisella is the source of this 2745-nucleotide messenger RNA. RefSeq names its product mannosyl-oligosaccharide glucosidase (gene GCS1). Gene Ontology annotation, molecular function: Glc3Man9GlcNAc2 oligosaccharide glucosidase activity. The record is from RefSeq and is a predicted model, not a curated record. Gene Ontology annotation, cellular component: endoplasmic reticulum membrane. Lineage: Eukaryota; Metazoa; Arthropoda; Insecta; Lepidoptera; Pyralidae. Gene Ontology annotation, biological process: protein N-linked glycosylation; oligosaccharide metabolic process. The transcript has 16 exons. Bases 135 to 2564 code for a protein of 809 amino acids.
UAUUGACGUCCGCUGUACUCCCUGUAUAGCAAUCGCCGAUCGCGGAAAAACACGAAUUUAUAAAAAUAAUUUACAUGAAACGUGUCAAUUACCUAUAUUUAAUUGUAGUUUAGUAAAUAAGGGUAUUAUAUAAAAUGGUUAGACAUAGGAAAGUGGGUAAUUCGCAUCAGAAAAACAGUAAUAAUAAUGACACCAGUAGUAGUUCGGCGAGUAGCGAGAGUUUCACGGCUAGUAAGGCUUUCAAAAUCUUAUCUAUAUGGAAAACCUUCGUUGGCUUCAUCUUCUUCAUGUUUGCCGUGUAUGUUGGCACCCUUGGGUACUUGGAGACUAGAGUAAACACUCCUUUUGACGAUGAGAAGGUGGUCAGUGAGUCAGGUUUAUCGGUGCCUGCUCGGUAUUGGGGUACAUACAGACCCGGUGUGUACAUGGGGAUGAAGAGCCGCGAACCCCGCUCCCCUGUGUUUGGGCUCAUGUGGUAUGACUUGUCUGCUACUCCACAUAAGGGUAUAAGACAUUGGUGCGAGCAGGGUGAUAACCUGGCCUCCUACGGGUGGCUGCGUCACGACGGCGUCUCCUUCGGGGAGCAAGUAAUCGUGGACAAACCCCAUAACAUUACAACGUCGUUUAUGAAGACCCCUGGGGGGUCACAUGGUGGUCAUUGGACUGUCAGGAUCAACGUUACUUCUGAUGGAAACUCAAGAGUACCGUUCAUGCUGAUCUGGUACGCGGCUCUGGACGAGUCCCUCGGGCCGGCCGCCCCCCACUCGCGGCUGUGGGCGGAGCACGGAGCUAUACUGGGACAGACGCCCCAACUCCGCAACUUCAGGAUCGACCUGAUGCCUUACAAAGGUAAGCUGCUCCACUCGUCGUAUUCAGAAGCGUAUGCACCAGGGCUGCAUCUUCUCAAGGAGAAGGUUUACUCGCUACUCAAGAACGAGCGUCACCCCACCUUGGGCCGGCUGGCGGUGCUGUCGCCUGAUGCGGAGCUAAAUGAUGAAGGGGAGAAGGACGUGAACUUCGUGCCGUUCCAACUGCUCGUGGAAACGCCUUUCGUACUCGACGUAGUGUAUACGACAGAGAUCCUGGCCACGCCCCCAUUGAAAAGAGAGGAAUAUACCAAGGCGUUAGAACAUAAGAAGAAGUCGUUCGAUACGGAGUUCGAAAAUAAGUUCAAAUUGUCAGAGAAAGGAUAUUCAAAUGAGGACGUAGCCAUCGCGAGAGCAGCCAUGUCCAACAUGAUCGGAGGUAUUGGCUACUUCUACGGCGCGGGCCGCGUUAGCUCCGAGUACACCAAGGAACCAGUGCCGUACUGGAGGGCGCCACUCUACACCGCUGUGCCUAGCAGGUCGUUCUUCCCUCGCGGCUUCCUCUGGGACGAGGGUUUCCAUGGGCUGCUGAUCGGGAGCUGGUCUCCGGAGAUCCAAAUGGACAUAGCGGCGCAUUGGCUGGACCUCAUCAACGUGGAAGGGUGGAUACCUCGGGAACAGAUACUUGGAGCGGAGGCGUUAGCAAGAGUUCCUAAGGAAUUCGUAGUCCAGAGCAACGCUGCAGCCAACCCGCCCAUCUUGAUGAUGCAACUAGCGCGCCUCACUCGCCGUCGACCGGAACUGUUCGAGCCGCACGGGCCGUUCCGGGCGGUCCUAGACCGCAUGUUUACCAGACUCCAGGCAUGGUACCAAUGGUUCCAGUCCAGCCAGAAGGGGGAGGAGCCCACGUCGUACCGGUGGAGGGGGCGGGAAGACGACGGAAAGCAACUCAACCCCAAGACCCUUGCGUCAGGUCUGGACGACUAUCCAAGAGCGUCGCACCCGUCCGAUAUCGAGCGUCACGUGGACCUGCGUUGUUGGAUGUAUGCGGCGGCCGAUAGUAUGGCUUACAUCGCUCGGCUUCUACAACGAGACUCGACCAAGUUCGAAGUGACCCGCGAUCAGCUGGCAGACGAAAGGCUCCUCAACGAGUUGCACUGGUCCACGCAUACGCAGACCUACGCUGACUACGGACUGCAUACUGACGGUGUUCGACUCGUCCGCCAGCAGCCGAAGAAUCCUGGGGAGUCAACGCGUGUGGUGCGAAGCGUGACCGUACCACCGAAGCCCAAGUUCGUCACAUCUGCGUUCGGUUAUGUAUCGCUGUUCCCGAUGCUACUAAAAGUGUUACGGCCAGACAGUGACAAACUGGCCAAAAUCCUGCACGACCUGAACAAGCCUGAUCUACUAUGGUCACCAUACGGUUUGAGGUCAUUGUCCAAGUCGUCUCCACUAUUCAUGAAGCGUAACACGGAGCAUGACCCCCCAUAUUGGCGCGGCCAGGUGUGGGUCAACCUGAACUUCCUGGCGUUGUCCGCCCUCCGCCAUUACGCGGUGACCCCCGGGCCCCACGCCGAGCGGGCCGCCCAUCUGCACGCCGCCCUUCGAGACAACCUCGUCCGGAAUAUUCUGUCCGAGUACAAACGCACUGGGUACCUCUGGGAGCAGUACUCGUCCGAGGACGGUAAAGGUAGCGGCUGUCGGCCAUUCACGGGGUGGACGGCUCUAGUAACGCUCAUUAUGGCUGAAGAGUAUUAGAAAUUAAAUUUGUAACUAUGUAUAGGCGAACAUACACUAUUAAGCGGCUUGCGUCAAGCGCUUCCAUUUGAUUAAGCAUAGAUAUACGGCCUUAGUGGUGUAGCGGUAUAGCACAAUGCCUUACUUCCCAUAGUCGUAAGUUUGAGACAAACAUUUGAAACGUGACUAUGAAAACGAUUGU